AUGUAUCGUUUGGGUAUGGCUGAAUUAAAAGGUGAACUUGGUUUAUCAAAAAACCCUAGAGAUGGCGUAAAGUGGCUUAAAAGAUCUGUUGAAUCAGCAAAUGAAGAAUUCCCACAUGCUUUACAUGAAUUAUCUGAACUUCAUGAGAAAGGCGUUGAGAAUAUCGUAUUUGUAGAUGCUGCACUCUCGAUUCACUACUACACAAUUGCUGCUCAACAAGAUCAUCGUGAAGCUUGUUUUGCAUUAACAGCUUGGUACCUUGUUGGAAGUCCUGGUGUGUUACCACAAAGUGACACAGAAGCAUAUUUAUGGGCCAAACGUGCGGCUGACAAAGGGUUGCCAAAAGCUGAAUAUGCCGUAGGAUAUUUCACUGAAGUUGGUAUUGGGGUUAAAAAAGAUCAACUAGAAGCUAAUAUUUGGUAUCGUCGUGCUGCUGAACAUGGUGAUAAAAAAGCUCAACAAAAAUUAAAGGGUAUACCGAUUGAUGAUAAUAAAAAGAAAAAAGAUGAUUGUGUGAUUUCUUGA
Entrophospora sp. SA101 is the source of this 525-nucleotide messenger RNA. The record is from the annotation of a GenBank genome assembly. NCBI's taxonomy places the organism in Eukaryota, Fungi, Glomeromycota, Glomeromycetes, Entrophosporales, Entrophosporaceae.